Messenger RNA from Lytechinus pictus (painted urchin), 1365 nucleotides. RefSeq lists its product as uncharacterized. The record is from RefSeq and is a predicted model, not a curated record. The coding region runs from base 153 to 1304 and encodes 383 amino acids. The transcript has 7 exons. Lineage: Eukaryota; Metazoa; Echinodermata; Echinoidea; Temnopleuroida; Toxopneustidae.
ACUCUGCACGGAAUGAAUAUUAUAUGUAAUAGCAUAGACUAUAUUCAACUGUUAAACAACUUGCAUGGCAUAUCGUGCCAAUUUUGAUCGAGCCCUCGUUUCAAGUGUUACUUUGGAAAAUCUGAACAGGCCUAUGGGAGGCAGUGAUCCCGAUGGAGGAAGAGGAUAGAACAAAUGAAAAUGAAACCAACAACAGUAUGGUUGAAUUUGACAAACUCGAAACAGAAUUCAGGGAUGCAUUUGUACCGGACGCACUUUCCAAGUUAUUCGAUACUGAUGGCUCACAAUCAGCUGCAAUCAAGAAUGAUCAGGAAGCUCACGCAUGCCAGGGGCUUGUUACAAUAACCGAUGUCCAUGGGCUUCACGUUGUAGCAGGGAUCGUGUAUCAGACCCUAACCGACUUUGAAAAUUGGCUGUAUGAGACAGAGGCCGGUAAAGAUUUUCAGAGGGUCAUUCUUCAGGAGUUUCCAGACCUCAAGGACCCACUGGAAGUGGGACUGCGCGAUCUAUUUCGCGUCCUCGCACCAGUAUUGCGCCAGCUGCAGGACAAGUCUCAUCCACAUUUUCAGGACAUUGAACGCUGGUAUUCAAACUAUCAUUUGUUGGUGAAAGCCGUUGUCAAUUUCCUUCAUGGAGGAAUCGCGAGGCUGAGGAAUAGGGGAAGUGGACAAGGAAACGGCUCGUUCGAUUUGUCAAUUAUUGCCAUUAAGAUACUAAGCAUCCCCCAGGUGGAAAACUUCAUAGAAACCCUACGAGCACAGUGCAUGACCCAAUCAGCCGCUAUUCAACUCGGAUCGUUGAAUCCUCAGAUCUCUGAGGUGGUUAGACUUGCAGUUGAAGAACGAAUCGGUGGCCUCCUACGCUUUCUCCAGGAGGUCAUUAAACUUAAAGACCCUUCGAAUCCUAUUUUCAGAGAAAUAGAAUCCUGGUUUAGGGGCGCCAAUGUUUCAGUGCAAAUAGUUCUAGAUUUUCUCCAUGGAGCCAUCUGGGGGUUCUUGAACAAUGGGGCCUCUGAGGGAUUCGGUGCCCUGGACUUGGAAGGAAUUUUAAGAGAGAUGCAGAAGGCACGGGAUGCUAUUGAAACUUCGUGGCACAAUUGGUUCUGCAGAUUAAUUGAGACUGAAAGCUGCCGGGACUUGUUGAAGAUAAUAUCUCAGGAAUGGCUAGAUCCAAUAAGACCAAACGACGAUGAAUAUCGUGAAACCGUCACCCUGUUUGGCGCUAUUCUGAUUGGAAUGAAAAAAAGUCCUAACCUUUCGUUUCAACCAAUAGGUACAUGCAUAUAUAUAUAUAUAAAUGAAUAGAUUAGGAAGCGCAUGAAAGCUAUAAUGAAAAAAACAAACAUUGUCGGUGGUUUGCUUUGGG